GCCGUUCUGAGGUUUUAUCACUUCUCCGUUUCAGAUGAAGAUCCUUUUGCUCGUAACAGUGGCGGCUGUGGCCCUUGGAGACGACCUGGUAGACCGGCAGCGGGACGACAGCGAGUACCACUUCGCUUGGCUCCACGACGGCGGGCGGACCUACGACUGGCAGGGCGCCAACAGCUACUGCUCGAGGCUCGGGCGCGGCUGGAAGGGCAUCAGUAUCGAGAGCAGGGGAGAAGACAGCUUCGUGAGCGAUAUCAUUGAUGAAUACGAACUGCCGUGGAUCUGGACCGGAGGCCAACGCAGGGGACGCGACUUCGCAUGGCCUUCGGGAGCCCGUUUCGUGGGUCUGAACUGGUCUCACACCGGCGGGAGGAAGCAACCGCAACCAGACAACCGCGAGGAGGGGGGCGAGAACUGCGUGGCCGUCCUCAACGACUUCUAUGACGACGGCGUGAGGUGGCACGACAUCGCCUGCCACCACGAGAAGUCCAUCAUCUGCGAGCGCUCCGACUGAGAGCUCGGGGCGGAUUGCAGAGGGCGGGGCCGUUGGCGCGCAGUUGAGUGCUCUGCAGGGAAGAAAUCUGUGCAAGAGGAUUGUGGGCUAAUGGCAAGAUGUUGCCCGUAUUUAUUGCUAUUUAUGUGUGGAUAAGAAUAGAAUAAAAUUUGC
Messenger RNA from Penaeus monodon (black tiger shrimp), 664 nucleotides. Its product is annotated as neurocan core protein-like. The record is from RefSeq and is a predicted model, not a curated record. NCBI's taxonomy places the organism in Eukaryota, Metazoa, Arthropoda, Malacostraca, Decapoda, Penaeidae. The coding region runs from base 35 to 511 and encodes 158 amino acids. The transcript is spliced from 4 exons.